AUGGACGCUAAUUUAUAUUAUCAUCUUUCUUCAAAAAGUAAGAUUGUUGAUCGAGAAACCUUCGUCCAAAACUGCUUUUAUAGUUUCAUAUUCUAUUUCACUCCUCGAUGGGAGUUCUUUUCACCAUUUCCUCAUAGCAGUACUUAGCUAUCAAUCACCUAAGAGUUGUUGGUCCUAUGGAAUUUGUGUUUAAUAUUUAUUGCUGAUUUUGACUCGAUUUUUUAGCUUAACGAAAUAGGGUUAAAUUGGGUAGGUCACUUAAUAAAAACAAUGGUCAAGAAACCUCAAAAAUAACAACCCCCUAAAAACUCCCAACCAUUCUUCCUUGACAAGACAAGACAAAACAAAACAAAACAGAACACACACUACACACUAUCCCUCCCUCUUCUUCCUCCAUUGAUUGAUGGCGAUACUUGAUUCGUUGUCCAUGUCACGGACGAUGAAGGGAGAGCAAAUGGAAUCAAUUAUUCAGACCCCGACAGCCCCCUCCGCCGUGACUACCUCCACAGUUUCUUAUCAAGUUCCCCCUUUCCACCUCCUCGAGAUUAGCCUCAUAUCUGCCCAAGACCUGGCUCCUAUCUCCAAAUCCAUGCGCACCUACGCCGUUACAUGGGUUCAUCCUGGCAGGAAACUUACCACGAGGACCGACCAAAAGGGACAGACAAACCCUACAUGGAAUGAUAAAUUUGCUUUUCGUGUUGAAAAUGAAUUCCUGCUUUCGGACAAUGCAGCUGUGAAUGUCGAGAUAUACAAUGUUUCUUGGUUUUGUGAUGUUCUUGUCGGCACAGUACGCGUUCCUGUUGGUGACCUCAUUACCCCGUCCGCAUCAACCAGUUCCAAGAACACGCGGUUUGUUGCUCUUCAGGUUCGUCGUCCAUCAGGUAACCCACAAGGCAUACUCAACGUGGGCGUUUCUCUUCUCGACAGCAGCAUGAAAAGUAUGCCAUUAAGCCAAGUAAAUUCCCGCGCUGAGGAUUCUCCAGAUGGAAUACAGAAAGAAAUGAACAAUCCGAAUGAUCUGCAACAGAAGAAUGGCGAUGAAGAGGAAGAAGACAGUGAUUUGAACGCGAAAAUUCAAUUUUGGCGUUCUUUGGGUGAAGAUUCCGAGUCUAAUAAUGGGGAAUUUCCAAUAAAACCAGGCUCUAUAUGUAAUGGAUCACUUGUCGGUGAAUCAGCAUGCAAUAGUUCAAUGGUAAAUGGUUCAGAAUUAUGUUCAGAUAUUGGCCCUUCAGCAUCAGUUGUAGCUGCGGAAUUAGCCAAGAAAUCCGAACCACCACAACAGGCGGCUCCACCAUCAAAGCCCAUAAAGAAACCGUAUAAAACUGCAGAAAUUCAAGAUACAGAAAGCUCGAUCUUGGAAGAAUUGACAUUUGAAGAAGCUGCUGCAAAAGGGUUUAAGUUUACUUCAAGUAGAGAAAGGUGGCUGAAUGAGGGAUCAAAAAGGUAUGAAUAUAAGCCUCGAUCAGCUUUUUGUGGAGGGCACUCCAGGAGGAAUUCAGAUGGAGGCUUGUUUUCUUGCUUUGGAAAUGCUUAUGGGAUUGAGUUUACGAUUGUGUGUGGCGCUGGAAAUGACAGCAACAGAGGCAGCAGCAAAAAACUCAAUACUAGAAAGAGUAGGAAAAAGAGGUCUAACAAGGCCAAUUCAGUUUAGACUUGAAAGCAUUCUUCGUGAAACUCUUGGCACGUUUGGUACACAGUACACGGCUCGGAAGGUACAAUAAACAAGGUUUUAGUUUUGGUUUUCCUUCUUAAAGUCAAUCUACUUUACCAAAUAAGUCAUUAACAAAGAGUUGGAUCUCUACGAUGGAAUGAUAAUUUUAAGGAUUAAUCUGCUUGUAUAGAAUUUCCGUUUGGACAGCUUUAUAGGUGCUGCGCUGACAGUACCUGUAUAGCUAUUUUUUUUCCUACCCAACACCCAGUAAAAUAUUGUCAAGUGGCAUUCUGUCAUUUAUGUAAAAAUUCUCUGUACACAUGGCAUUGUUGUAAUUUUAAUAUUAAUGACUGAAAGCGAGACUAUGUACUUUA
Olea europaea var. sylvestris is the source of this 2025-nucleotide messenger RNA. RefSeq lists its product as uncharacterized. Gene Ontology annotation, biological process: defense response. The coding region runs from base 404 to 1651 and encodes 415 amino acids. The transcript has 2 exons. The record is from RefSeq and is a predicted model, not a curated record. Lineage: Eukaryota; Viridiplantae; Streptophyta; Magnoliopsida; Lamiales; Oleaceae.